This is a messenger RNA of Polyodon spathula (Mississippi paddlefish), 3155 nucleotides long. Its product is annotated as zinc finger protein 2 homolog. Gene Ontology annotation, molecular function: DNA-binding transcription repressor activity, RNA polymerase II-specific. The record is from RefSeq and is a predicted model, not a curated record. The transcript is spliced from 3 exons. Gene Ontology annotation, biological process: negative regulation of transcription by RNA polymerase II. Lineage: Eukaryota; Metazoa; Chordata; Actinopteri; Acipenseriformes; Polyodontidae. Bases 147 to 1706 code for a protein of 519 amino acids.
GAGAGAGAGAGAGAUUGGACAAAGCAAAGGGCUUGACGCGGCCAGGCGAGCAGCGAGCAUUGAACCUGGCCGUCCGGGAAACAAACAAUAGAGAGCAAGCAGCGGAUACCGGAUGCUGCAGCUGUGGAAAAUCUUUGCAAGCGAAGAUGAAUCCUGUCCUAAAAGAACAGCUGCCUGGUCUGCAGGCUGCCCACAGCAAAGGGGAAUGCGUCUACCAAACCCAGUCCAGUGCCCUUAACGAUGAGGACAGAGAUUUCAACCCUGUGCGAGAGGCUGGGAACGAAUCGGAGACCGGGAAAGGGGAAGUAUCUGCAGGAGACUCAUCUGAAAUCAACCAGACUUCUGCUACAUCAUAUGAUGAAGAAUGUGACCCCGGAUUCGGCAGGUCCUGCCCUCACUGCGGAAGUUGUUGUGGUCGCCAGCGAGACCUCGCCAAGCGCAUGAAGAAGACUCACCUGGAGGAGAUUGUAAAGAUACUCAAAACUCGUUCUGUUCGCACCACGAGCCUCCCGCUACCAAGCGGCAGAGAGCGCGAAAUUCCACCCGCCGACGUUCCUACGACCUCUGAACCCGCCGGCGAUGCCCAAGCCUCGCAUAUGCAUCGCGCUCGGGACCGCUGGACUGAAUGCGACAAUCGUGAUGCAAAUGAUGAAACCGCCGUCGAACGGGGAACUUGUAGUGCAGCGGAGACCAAGCGCGGCGCGGGAAUGAGAGAGAGUUCUGAUCGGGAUACCGACGCAACGGAUGACAAAAGCUCGGUAAUCGAGAAGGAAAAAAAUAACAACGAGGAAACAGUGACGACUCCGUAUGACUACACUGAAUCCAGACAAAGUCUGAACCUUAAAACCAAGGAGAUUAUCCAUUCCGGGGAGGCUUUGUACGGCUUUGGUUGCGGAGGAGACAAUUUCGACCGUCUGGGUUCGCUUAAAACCCUGGCCGGAUUUCUCCCGCCAUACUUCUGCACGGAAUGCGGGAAGCGCUUCAACGGCUCGGGAACGCUCAAGAGACACCUGAGAAUUCACACGGGGGAGUCUCCUUACCACUGCACCGAAUGCGGGAAAAAUUUCAAGGACUCAGGUGCUCUGAAGAGACACCGGAGGAUUCACACGGGGGAGUCGCCUUACCACUGCACCGAAUGCGAAAAGAAAUUUCGCCAACUGGGCCACUUGAAAGAACACCAGCGAAUCCAUACCGGGGAGACCCCGUACCACUGCACUCAGUGCAGGAAAAGCUUCAGCCAGCUGGGGAACCUGAAGACCCAUCAGCGAAUCCACACCGGCGAGACCCCUUACACCUGCGCCGACUGUGGGAAAAGCUUCCGGCAAAUCAGGCAGCUCCGAACGCACCAGCAGGUCCACACGGGAGAGACUCCGUUCCACUGCUCGGAAUGCGGCAAGAGCUUCAAGUGGAUGUGUUCCCUGAAGGAGCACCAGAGGAUCCACACGGGAGAAGCCCCCUACAGCUGCCUGGACUGCGGGAAGAGCUUUAAGGGCGCGGGGACUUUGAAGAAGCACAGGCGGGUUCACACGGGAGAGACACCCUACCGCUGUGAGGACUGCGGGAAGGGCUUCAAGGAGUCGGGGGCUUUAAGGCGGCACCAGCGAAUCCACACCGGGGAGACUCCUUACCACUGCUCCGUCUGCAGCAAGAAGUUCAGCCGGGUGGACCACCUUAAAGACCACCAACGGAUUCACAGCGGGGAGUGAUUUCGGUUUUUCAUUAACAAAACUGGGUCUAUUUAAAAUAAAAUUCUAAAUUCUAAAAGGUAGCUUUCUAGUGAUUUCUGGUGAUUGUUAUACUGGUGAAGGUGUCGGCUGAAAUAUUUGCCAGCUUAAUAUUUCCAAGAGGGAAGAGGCAUUUCUUGUGUGCAUUCGUUUGAGGAGCAGCUUGGCAGUAGGAGAUGUCAAGAGUCGGGGCAGCUGGGCUGGGCUGGGCUGUUGGAGGAGCUUUUUUGAGGACUCUUAACACGAGGCUUGCCAACGCUGUCCCUCUUCCACUCCUGGUCUUUCUUCCAAACACCCUUUUCAAAAUCGUUUAUCUGAACCAAUUAAAUAAGCCUCCAUCCACCUAGACCCUUAACUAUUUCAUGAUCUUGUUUUACCUGUAGAACAAACCUGGAAUGGAAUGGAAUGCCCCUCCGGACCGUGAUUGGCUAGCCAUCACUGCUGUAAAUUGAUUGGUUGUUAGAUAUGACUGAUUGACUCACAAUUGAUUGAUGUAGCUGUUCAUUAGUAAUGCUUAGCGUUAAAACACGUAAACACUAAAGGUUGUAAAAUUCAUUAAAAACUGUAACUGGGAUACCUCUAGAUCAAUCCUGUGGGUCCCCAGUUUAACCUAGUUUGAGAAGCACUUAGCUCACCUUAAUUAGUUUCAGGAUCAUUUUUGGAAGCCCCCUUCUUGUGUGCAGUACCAGCGUUGCAUUGUCAUUCACUGUGCUGAAUCGAAUGAUACCAAAGUAGUGUCAUGGCUCUUCAGCUUUUAAUUUUGAGUUUCGCUUCCCAGUUUUUUCCUUUGCUUGGUCAAAUCCAAGACACCGAGGCAAACGAACGGGGGAAAAGACAUUGAAGAUGGGAGACCCUGCCUCGCGUCUGGCAAGGCACGUCGGGAAGGAGUCGUGGAAUUAUUCCCGAUUGAUAUCGAGUGAUGACGAUGUUUGUGUAAUACACUGUAUGUGAAUUUGUGAGAUUGUAACCAAGAUGAGAAAACGCUGUGGCAAUGUGAGGUCGCUACUGACUGUAAGACACUGGAGGUGGGGAGGGGAGAUUAUAUAUAAAAUUUAUUGUAAUAAAUAUGCCAUGUACAUUUGCCUAGAAAUGUCAGCUCAGGCAGUUUUUUUUCUGUACAAUACCUAACCUGAUUAAACUUGGUUCUAGUUCUCAUACGCUGUGUGGAUCGCAUCUUGUGUUCCCUUUGAACCCUGUGAAAGAUGCAAAGAAACAUGGGACCUAAAGAGGUCAUAAUCAUUGGGGCGAGAAGGGUUGUUAGCUGAAAGCUGGAUUGAUUUUGACUGAUAGUAGUUUUGUAUUGAGGCUUGGGUCUUUGGAAAGAUGUCUGAUACCAAACCUUCGAUAUUUGAAUUCAAAGUAUAUUGAAAAAUGAUGUCGUAUUCAAUAAAUGUGUAAAAAAUAUAUAUAUAAGCAGGCUGCGUUGUCCAG